This is a messenger RNA of Galdieria sulphuraria, 1165 nucleotides long. RefSeq names its product mitochondrial carrier, phosphate carrier. NCBI's taxonomy places the organism in Eukaryota, Rhodophyta, Bangiophyceae, Galdieriales, Galdieriaceae. The transcript is spliced from 2 exons. Gene Ontology annotation, molecular function: phosphate transmembrane transporter activity. The coding region runs from base 26 to 1129 and encodes 367 amino acids. Gene Ontology annotation, biological process: mitochondrial phosphate ion transmembrane transport. The record is from RefSeq and is a predicted model, not a curated record. Gene Ontology annotation, cellular component: mitochondrial inner membrane.
CUUUUGUCAUUUAGCCUUUCCCAAAAUGAUUGACUUGAGUGACUCUUCUUGGUUUUUAUUAGCGGUGUUCAUUGUGGUAGUUUGGUGGCUAAUACGAACUUACAUACCUUCCUAUGCCUCAGCUCUUGACUUUUUGGGGUUAUCUUUAGUGGUCUCUCUUAUUUUGCUCAAUACUUUUAUUUUUCUACAUAGACUUGAAAAUGCUCUCAGUUUGAGCCAAUUUUUGAAGUUUUUUGCAGCAGGUGGUUUAUGUGCUUGUAUUACUCAUGCAGCCUUUGUUCCAUUAGACGUGAUAAAAACUCGCCUUCAGACCAAUCCUGACAAGUAUAGUCGUAUAUGGCCCACUUUGAAACAUAUUUACAAGGAGGAAGGUUGCUUGAUGUUGUUUCAAGGUUUCAGUGCUACUGCUAUUGGAUAUUUUCUACACGGUGCUUUCAAGUUUUCCUUUUUUGAAGUUUUCAAGGCCUUAGUGACAGGAACGAACAAGGUUCAAACGCCCUUUGUAUCCUUUUUGGUGGCUUCUGUAGCUUCCAUUCUUGCUGAAACUGUUGCUUCCUUCUCUUUGUGUCCUAUGGAAGCUGUAAGAAUACGACUUGUUUCGGAGCCUUCGUUUGCUCGUGGUUUUGUGGAUGGUCUUCCCAAAAUGUGGAAAGGUGAAGGAUAUCGUGGGUUAUACAAGGGUUUACCUUAUGUAUUAUUGAAACAAAUACCAUACACGUAUGGCCAAUUUGUAAGUUAUGAGGUUUGUAUGAAACUUUUGAGUGGUACAAGUAUUUCCUCUUCUGCUUCGAAGACUGUGGAUUUGAGGCUCUCCGUUCUAUGUGGUCUUUUUUCGGGUAUUGUAGCUGCUGUAAUAUCACAACCAGGUGAUACUUUGCUUUCUUUGGUGAAUCGAGAAGGUUCAGAUAUGCCAGUAUCUAUUCACACUUUCCAUAUCCUAGUCAAACGUCAUGGACCUCAUAAGUUGUUUAUAGGACUUGGUGCAAGAAUGUUACUCGUUGCAUGUAUGUUGGCAGGCCAAUUCUUCAUUUACGAUAGUUUGAAGGCUCUUGUGGGUGCAAGUUCUUCGCUGUCAUCGCCUCCAUCAACAGAUGAAAAUAUCAUCACGCAAAUAUCAGUACAUCAUUAAUAUCGUUAUGUAUACAAUAUAGGGAUGGAAAAUAUC